CGCCGGCCAAUCACGCGCGAAUAGUCGUCCGCGAAGAACACCGCGAGAGAGUCUCUCCCGGGCCCGUCGUCGAGAGAGCGACGGAGAAGAUGCCACCGAUGCAAAGGUUUGCGGAGGCCGCGAUGAGGGAACGCGACCCUGACCAUGUCGCUCUCAUGUCCGCCCUCGAGAACGGCGAGCUCGAGCGGGCGGCCGAGAUCUUGGCGCGCGACAGUCAAAAUAAGUAUAUCCAGCCGAUAGGCGCGCUCCAGGUGACGGCCUUGCAUAUGGCCGCGUGGCAAGGAAGGAUCGACCUGUUGGAUCUGCUCUACGUCAAGGGCGCCAACGUCAACGCCACGGAUAAGAUCGGCAGGGGCGCCCUUUAUUACGCGGCGUACUGCGGCUACGCCGACGUCACCCGCUGGAUCCUCCAGCACGGAGGUGACACCCAAGCCAAAGUCGGCGUCAACUCGUGCACUAAGGACCUGUACAAGUCACCGCUCGUGAAAUCCAGCUUCAUCGGCAAAGUUUUACCGUUACCGGUGUGCUGGGGGAGAACACCGUUGCACCAGGCGGUGAAGAACAACCACGCCGAUGUAGUGCGCCUUCUGGUGGAAGCCGGCGCGGAUGUGAACGCCAAGGACGAGAACUUGGUCAGCCCGUUGCUGUUGGCGGGAAGCGCGGUGAAUCGCGACGACAGUCAGGAGAUGGCCAAGUUCGUCGAGAUCAUCAAGACCCUGGUGUCCGGGAAGGCGUUCGUCAACAUCAUUCAUCCGGACACGGGUACCACAGCUUUGCAUCACGCAGCGGGGAUAGGCAGCGCGGAGGCGACAAAGUUGCUGCUGACGAACGGCGCCUGGCCGAUGUUCAAGUGCAAAAGCUCCGGAAGCACACCCCUUCACAUCGCCGCGAGCGCAGGCAGCUUGGAGACGCUCAUCACCCUGCUCAGGGUGAUACAGCCCCAUUGCAUCGACACUUGCGAUCAGGUGAAUCAAACGGCUCUCCACCUAGCGUCCUAUCAGGGCCACAGCGACUGCGUGCGGAUGUUGAUCAAGUGUGGAGGCAACUUGGCCGCCAUGACGAAGACCGGAGUCACCGCUGUCGACGCGAUAUUCGCGCAUAUGCCGCGACCGUUGGACUUCUUAAAGGAUAUCUUGGAUUCUUGCGUACAGAUGAGCAGUAAUUGCUCCUCGGAGAAAUACAAUACCAUCACCGUCGACUUCAGCAUAUUGGCGCCCAAGUACCAUAUGCAAAUGAGGGUGAUGACCGCCAUCAUAGCCGCCACGUCGAGUGUCACGCAACUGGCGAUACUGCAACACCCGCUCGUGGAGACGUUCCUGCGACUCAAAUGGGCGAAACUCCGGAUCUUCUUCUUCCUGCUCGUGCUCGUGCACAUCGUCUUCGUCAUCUCCCUGUCGUCCUACGCUCUGAUGCUGUUGCAAAACGAGAACUACGUGCUGCAUCGAGGUUUCCUCGGCAUCUGCGCGUGCAUCAUUCUCAUACACAAUAUGAUUCAAGUGUUGCUGGAGCCCAGGCACUAUUCGAUGCAAUUCGAGACGUGGUUGUCGUUCAUGUGCGUCGUGCUGUCGUUGGCGACGUCGAUUGCGGGUAAGUGCGUGGAAUACACGAAGGACGACAUUCAACAAGGGCUGCAAGUACAAACGACGCAAGCAACGACUGAGAUGAAAGGAACACAGGCGGAAGGGGAGAAGCUUCUGCAGUGCCCGGAGUGGCUGCUGCAUUGCAUGAGCAUCAACAUCUUGCUGGGUUGGGUACAGAUGAUGCUGCUGAUCGGCCGGUUCCCCAUGUGGGGCUAUUACGCGCUCAUAUUCUCCGCGGUGCUGAAGAACAUGCUGAAGAUGCUCCUGGCGUUUGGCUACCUGAUCGUUGGAUUCGCGUUAAGCUUCGCCGUUUUGUUCCACGGGGGAGGCGAGUUUUGCGAUUUAUGGAGGGCCAUCGUGAGGACCGUGGUAAUGAUGAUGGGCGAAUACGAGUACGAGGACCUGCUGAAACAGAAGCAUCUACGGAUCACCACCAGAAUCGUGUUCUUUAUCUUCACGAUGCUCGUCAGCGUCGUCCUGAUAAAUCUCAUGAUCGGCCUCGCGGUCAACGACAUCCAGGGUAUCGAGAAGGAGGGCCACAUACGUCGGCUGCUGAAGCAGGCGGAGUUCAUUGCGCAUUUGGAGCGAGUGACGUCACACCGGAUCUUCCGCAGCAGCUGGCUGCGUCCUCGACUGAGCAUACACUCGAGCCGCGACAUUCCCGCCAAAAUGACGCUGAGCUACCGUGAGAAUUAUUCUCACCGCGCGAGUCAUAUUGAGGCGCCCCGCGACAUACCCUGCGAGCUGAAGGAGGCUCUAUUUCUCUUAGCCACGAAGUCCUGCUUCAUGAGCGACAACUCGGCGGGGGACAGAAACGCGGAAGACACCGACGUCAAACUGAGCUCGUUGCUGAACGGUUUGGAGGGGCAUCUACGGAAGCUGAGGCCGCGCUGCUCCAACAACUUGACGAGCCGGAAGCUGACGAGACCACGCAGGAACAAAAGAAAGUUCAAACCGAGAAACGUUAUCAACUUGUGACACGCUCCGUCGCGGACGAGCGACGCUGCGAAUUCAUUCUCAUCGUCACACUCUGCGUGUACUUUAUAUUUGCUACUACUUUAUACCUGUUUCAUUUUAGUAUACACACGUCGCGCUUCGUCGGGACUUUUCGAUAGAUUGUCGGGCGAGAGAUUUCGUUUUCCGUCCGGUAAAAAUUUAUUAAUACGCCAAGUGGUCCUCGAGUCUCGGAAUUUCGGUUCUACGUCAACUCUGCGAAUCUUCCAACAAACAUGAUGGAUCUCAACGUGCAACGUUAUACAGGAUAUUUAUCUCAGCCUAAGGUAGUGAAUAAAGGAGAGAGAAUUUGUCAUUUGGUUUAUUCAUUAAACUUGCGAAACAUCGAAGAAUUAAACUUGAAUAAGCUUAUGAAACAAGUUGUGCGAUUGAUUAAGGUAUGUUACUCGGUGAAAUUAAGACUUAAGAUUGGAGCCCGUUUAGGACUCAAUAGAGAAGAUGACGGUAAAUAAUCAGUCGGAGACACGAGAGUAGACGAUAGUCUGCGCGGCGCACAAUUGGCGAGCCUUUCGCAAAUUGACGUACUAAAGAAUGAACGUGGAAUUACGCAUUUUUGGGAUAGCAGAGAUUAACAUUAAACAUUGGUAUAUCAAGCAAAGCGAAGCAUUUCUCGGCUCGAGCCGAGGAACAAACGGCAGGUACACUGAGAGAGAAAAGUAUAUGAUAUUUGGAACUAUAGUGAUAUAGUAACUGAAUUAUUGUCCGAAAUA
Molecule: messenger RNA, 3304 nt
Organism: Harpegnathos saltator (Jerdon's jumping ant)
Lineage: Eukaryota; Metazoa; Arthropoda; Insecta; Hymenoptera; Formicidae
Product: transient receptor potential channel pyrexia
Exons: 9
Coding region: 90-2558 (822 amino acids)
Biological process (GO): monoatomic ion transmembrane transport
Cellular component (GO): transmembrane transporter complex; membrane
Molecular function (GO): protein binding; monoatomic ion channel activity
Source: RefSeq, a predicted model, not a curated record